UCCAUGAGAUUUUGAAAUGCAUCAUUUGCGUAGUUCUUGGAGACUGCAUCACUGCUGAGCAGUUGCGCAACCACUCUGCACUUCCCAUUUGUUCUUUACCAUGCUGAGCACAAGAUGCAUGUGUGUCUGGUGUCCAAGUUCAGGAUGCCUAUAGAUUUAACUGACACAUCAGGGGUCCAAAUUUUUCUUCCAGAAGCAGGAAACAAGUUAAUCAGAAGAAUAAAAGGCUCUGCUGGAUGUUGCUUGGCAGGAAUCUUUUAUGGGGGGCUGCAGCAGUACUUGUCCAAAGAUUACUCUAGUCUCACCCUGUCUGACAAGCAGCACAACCACACUGGUUGAUCAGAAUGUCUUGGAUGAAGAGGCUCAGGGAAUAAAUGGAAACACGCCAGCUAAACACUCUACUGCAAGUCCAAAGCCACAAGUGCCUCCAAAGCCAUUACAUCUGCAGAAUUCACCUUCGUCCAAUAGACACCAAACCCCCAGGCAUAAAGCUUUACCUAGUGCAAAACCAAGGAUGGAGGAAGUUAAACCUGCCUCUGCUUCUUGUGUCUCAAAAGAAAAGCCCAGUAAGGUGUCAGAUCUCAUCAGUCGCUUUGAAGGAGGCAGCGCAUUAUCCAGUUACAGCGAUCUGAAGAAAGAUUCUGCUGUGAACUUGAAUGCCCCUAGAACCCCAGGAAGGCACGGACUGACAACCACACCUCAACAGAAGUUCUCCCAGCACACACCCCAGACACAGGGACAUGAGACAGACCAGACUCAGGGCAGACAGACUUGUGUGGCCAAUGGUAUAAUGGCAGCACAAAUCCAGGUGGAAUGUGAGGAGGACAAAGCGGCCACUCUCAGCCCAGAUACUCCUGUUCAAACUUCAGAACCCUUGCUUGAUACGCACUUAGUGAACGGAGAAAGAGAUGAAGCUUCCACAGGUCCUGCGUCGCCCACAACAAAUGACUGCGAUGGCAAUGCUUCUGAUGGAAGCUCCAGGACGCCAAGCAUAGGCCCGGUGCUCCCUCUUGAAGAGGGAGGGCCAGAAACAGAAGCCAAGGAGCAAGAGAGGGAAAACGGAGAAAGCCCUCUGGAACCGGGACAGCUGGACCAGCACCAAGAGAUGAAGGAGACAAAUGAGCAAAAACUUCACAAAAUAGCCAGUGAACUUUUGCUUACAGAAAGAGCUUAUGUCAACCGGCUGGACCUCUUAGAUCAGGUAUUUUACUGCAAGUUAUUGGAAGAAGCAAACCGAGGCUCAUUUCCAGCAGAGAUGGUGAAUAAGAUCUUUUCUAAUAUUUCGUCGAUCCAUGCCUUCCAUAGUAAAUUCCUGUUGCCAGAGCUGGAGAAACGAAUGCAAGAAUGGGAAACUACCCCCAGAAUUGGAGAUAUUCUUCAGAAACUGGCGCCAUUCCUGAAGAUGUACGGAGAAUAUGUGAAGGGAUUUGAUAACGCUAUGGAACUGGUUAAAAACAUGACAGAACGUACUCCCCAGUUCAAGUUAGUGGUUGAAGAAAUCCAGAGACAGAAGAUCUGUGGGAGCUUAACUUUGCAGCAUCACAUGCUAGAACCUGUGCAGCGGAUUCCCCGGUACGAGAUGCUCCUUAAGGACUACCUGAGGAAAUUGCCCCCCGACUCCCUGGACUGGAAUGAUGCUAGAAAAUCACUUGAAAUUAUAUCUACAGCAGCAAGCCAUUCUAAUAGUGCAAUAAGAAAAAUGGAGAAUCUAAAGAAACUCAUAGAGAUUUAUGAAAUGUUGGGAGAAGAGGAGGAUAUUGUAAAUCCUUCCAAUGAACUCAUCAAAGAAGGACAGAUCCUCAAACUAGCUGCUCGGAACACAUCAGCCCAAGAACGCUACCUUUUCUUAUUCAACAACAUGCUGCUGUACUGUGUACCCAGAUUCAGCUUGGUGGGCUCCAAAUUCACAGUUCGAACCAGGGUGGGCAUUGAUGGAAUGAAAAUCGUAGAGACUCACAAUGAAGAAUAUCCACAUACUUUCCAAGUGUCUGGGAAAGAGAGGACAUUGGAACUGCAGGCCAGUUCUGAGCAGGACAAAGAAGACUGGAUCAAGGCCCUUCAAGAAACUAUUGAUGCUUUUCAUCAGAGGCAUGAAACCUUCAGAAAUGCAAUUGCAAAGGAUAAUGACAGUCAGUCAGAGGUUUCUACCGCUGAGCUAGGGAAAAGAGCCCCGAGAUGGAUCCGAGAUAAUGAAGUAACGAUGUGUAUGAAAUGCAAAGAACCUUUCAAUGCACUGACAAGGAGAAGACACCAUUGUCGAGCAUGUGGACAUGUAGUUUGCUGGAAGUGUUCAGACUACAAAGCUCAACUUGAGUAUGAUGGUGGUAAACUGAGCAAAGUUUGUAAAGACUGUUAUCAAAUAAUAAGUGGAUUCACAGACAGUGAAGAAAAGAAAAAAAAAGGAAUUUUAGAGAUCGAAUCAGCUGAAGUAUCUGGGAACAGCGUGGUGUGCAGUUUUCUUCAGUACAUGGAGAAGUCGAAACCUUGGCAGAAAGCGUGGUGUGUGAUCCCCAAGCAAGACCCGCUUGUGCUGUACAUGUAUGGUGCUCCCCAGGACGUCAGAGCCCAGGCCACCAUUCCACUCUUGGGCUACGUGGUGGACGACAUGCCAAGGAGCGCAGACCUGCCACACAGCUUCAAACUGACCCAGUCCAAGUCUGUGCACAGCUUUGCUGCAGACAGCGAGGAACUGAAACAGAAGUGGCUGAAAAUCAUCCUUUUAGCUGUCACAGGUGAGACACAAGAUGGUCCAAAUGAGCACCCAGUCACCUUAGAUGACCACCCUGAACCUAAGAAAAAAUCGGAAUGCUGAACUCCAGGGCCAACUACAGCGUGGUCUCAAGACAUUCCCUGCCCUCCUUACCCAUCUCUUAGCACUUUAUGUUGAAAAAUAGAGGCUCAUAAAUGUGUCUUGUGGGGACUAUUUUCCUAUGUUUAUGUGCUCUUAGUGAGUUAACGUGCAGAGCCAUUCUACCGAUAGUUUUGAAAUAAUGUGAAAAAUGGAGCAUUUUUUUAAUGAGCUAUCCCUUGAUUAUGUAAUUUUUUCUUGAAGAAAAUGAUAUCAAUUGAUUCUAUCACUAUCAGGUUAGAAUAGGCACUUUGAUUUAAGAACUCCUUUAAUGUCUUCUCCUUCACACAUAGGACCUGUAACAGUUCGAUAUACCUCCAUUGUUGCCAAAAUAGAUCUGUGGUGAAAAAUACAGGGACAGUUUAGACUAUUAUAUUAACUUAUUUAAUUUAGUUUAUACAUCUCAAGCUGCAUAAAUGAUGGUGUUCUUUUAAAACAAAAGAAAAAGGACAAAUUGGUGUUCAGAUUUUCAACUUACUUAGAUAAUACUUUGUUUUUGUAGAAAUACUCCUAAGAAUACAGUAUCUUAAGUAUAUAGCAAUUAUGUAUAUAUAGUAAUAAAUAUAAAAAUACAUACACACUAUACAUGAUUUUUCUCCUCAGCUUUAGGUUCUCAUCUCUAAUUUAUUUUUAAAUAUGAAGCAUGUUUUAUCUUGGAGUUGAGCAGCGUUCUCAACCUAAUAAAUGUUUUGGUGAUUUAUGUUGAAUUGACCGGCACCUAAAGGUAUUGAUAUUUUUAUAAUAAAAAGAAGCGGUAAUUUAUGUGGCAUGGGAUAUAUUAGUGAAUUCCAACUGUAUCUUCAAAGUAUGAUUUUUUUGUUCUGUGCCUAUUUUAAACAGUGCCUCUCCUAGAAGGUGCUACUAAUACCUACUUAAAUAUGAGGGUUCAGUUACUGCUUUCUUCUUGGUUAUUUUGAGAUUAAAGUAUAUUUUAGUCACUGAGACAGUAAAAAAUCAUGCAGGUUACUGUAUAGUCCUUUAAUUAUAACAGUAGUUAACAUUGGCAUGUACCAAAAUUUUCACCAGAAGCUGAACCAUGUAAAGCAUCUGCCCUGACACGGAACUGAGAUGUGUGGAAACCACGUUUGUUGUAAUGUUUUCCUUUUCUGUAAGACUGUUAAGCAUGGUUAAGUGAGGACUGCAUGUAAUGAGCAUUCACAGCGACUGUGGGCCUAUUUCUUUGUCAGAUAUGAAACAAAAUUCACACGUGAUAACCUAUGUAUGGGGGUGGUAGAUAUUAAAGAAGUUUAUGCUCACUCACUGAAGAUGGGGAAAACAAUAUGGAAAUGAUUUAAUAGAGUCUGAGAAUCUUUCUUUUGAUCCUCUGAGGAAUUUUAAUAGACAAAUUAUGAUUCCUUGUCACAAAGGCUGCUCUUCAUUGUAUCAUACGUGUAAUUAAAAUGUCACAUUAAGUUGACUAUUUAACUUAAUCCUUUUCUCAAAUUAUAUCUUUUCUUUCUUUACACUGUUACAUCUCAAAAAAUUGUCACUUUAUAAAAUUUUUUUUUCUGGAGGGAGAGAAAGUAAGAAAGCAACCCCUAUGGGGGACAGUCAUGCUGCAAUUCCUUCUCCAUUUCUCCUUCCUUUUAAGAUUUUGGGCAUGCACACACACGCACCAGUGUGUUUUCCAAGCCAUUGGGUCCAGGACUUAAACCACACAGUGGUCCCUUAACUACUGCCACCAACUGGCUGAGUUACUUUUAAUGCAACAGUCUGCUAGAAAUCUACAAGAAUGACCCCACUAUCCUUAGUCUUUAAGGAUUAUACCUUAAAUGCAGAAUAGAUUUACUUAGAAUUCAAAACUGCCAGGCCGUUAUUCAGGCCCUGUUACUUUAAGAAACAUAUACAUUUCCACCACAAGGAAGUGAACUAAGUGUGGCUGACAUAAUUAGGUCCCCUUACUUGAUAAAAGGAAUACCAGCCAUGAGCAUUACCAUCACACCAAAUGCUUGGAGCUCAAAAGAGGUAACAGUAGCUCCUUAGGCCCUGUUAGAUCCAGGACAGACUAGAAGUUUUACGUUGCUUUAGUUGCCAGCAGUGAGAGG
Messenger RNA from Tupaia belangeri chinensis (Chinese tree shrew), 4893 nucleotides. It is a transcript of the gene FGD4, whose product is annotated as FYVE, RhoGEF and PH domain containing 4. Gene Ontology annotation, molecular function: metal ion binding; guanyl-nucleotide exchange factor activity. The record is from RefSeq and is a predicted model, not a curated record. Bases 260 to 2812 code for a protein of 850 amino acids. Gene Ontology annotation, cellular component: cytoplasm. Lineage: Eukaryota; Metazoa; Chordata; Mammalia; Scandentia; Tupaiidae. The transcript has 17 exons. Gene Ontology annotation, biological process: filopodium assembly; cytoskeleton organization.